Portunus trituberculatus (swimming crab) is the source of this 865-nucleotide messenger RNA. RefSeq lists its product as uncharacterized. The record is from RefSeq and is a predicted model, not a curated record. The transcript is spliced from 2 exons. Lineage: Eukaryota; Metazoa; Arthropoda; Malacostraca; Decapoda; Portunidae. The coding region runs from base 103 to 582 and encodes 159 amino acids.
UGUCAGUGCCUAUUGACGUGAGACAAGCGACGCAACCGUGUAAGAUCUUUGCCCUUCCUUUUAAGCCUUCAGAUAAAUCAAGAACGCUCCAUCACGAAGACCAUGAUGUUAGUAUGGGUGUGCGUCGGCCUGGUACUAACAGUGGGCUCAGCGAACACAGCCUUCGCCCAAACGCAAGUGCAAGACCCUCUGGGGUGCUCAGCGGAGGAAUACCUGGAGGCUCAACACGCCAUCCCUCGCAGCCUCAGUGUCUUCUACAAGCCGCUAUUGAUGGAAGACUUCAGUGAGAUACGAAGCACCCUGAGUAAUGAGAAUUCCGUGAGGUGGCAUGUCAACUGCAUUCUGUACGACAAGGCGUGCACCAGGCUGGGCAAGGCAAUGCAGUAUUUCGUGACGAAUCAGGGUGGCGCGCGGAUUUGCAAGUCCUGCCAGACAGCCUGUGUGCAACGCCGCAUCAGAACUGUGCUGCACGAGAUCCAUUGCCAAUAUCCACAGAUUUCACAAGAAAUCAGAGAAUUCUUCAUGCGCAAAGAUGGCGUGGACAUCCUCACCUUCUUUCUAGGCAACAACCCCGCGUGCUAGCCUGUCUCACUCAUCGCCGCUCCCUAGCCGUUGCCCUCGUCCAUCACGACUACUGACCGAGGAUUACUCGCUAUUGACCGACCGACCACAUUAACCAAUGCUUUUGUCAUUCACUUACUACACACACACACACACACACACACACACACACACAUGGUUCCAACAUGUUGCACUCUGUUACGCAUGCAAGCCGCACCGUAACACAUCAGCAUCUAACGACUGUGUCUAGCUGGUAAUUUAUGAAGUUUUUGAUUAGUAGAGAAUGAAUGAACUGCAGAAACAA